Messenger RNA from Dipodomys ordii (Ord's kangaroo rat), 970 nucleotides. It is a transcript of the gene Tmem52, whose product is annotated as transmembrane protein 52. The record is from RefSeq and is a predicted model, not a curated record. Lineage: Eukaryota; Metazoa; Chordata; Mammalia; Rodentia; Heteromyidae. The transcript is spliced from 4 exons. Bases 1 to 699 code for a protein of 232 amino acids.
AUGCCCCCUGGAGACCUGAGAGGUGACUCCAGCCUGCACAGCCUCACUUGGCUGCGGCACAAGGGCUUCUCCAUAGAACCUUCCAGGGGCUCUGUGGAGCGAGGCCAGACCAAGACCAUCAGCAUCUCCUGGGUGCCACCUGCUGACUUUGAUGUAGCGAGCUCCUCCGGGCCUGGACGCCGUGGGCCCAGGCGUGGGAGCGAGCUCCUCCGGGGCCUGGCAGCCGUCAGCAGGGGAGGCGUGCUGCUCCCUGACAGGCUCGUGCUGCUCACCCUCCUGCUGCUGCUGCUCUGCGGGGUCACGGCCAGCUGUGUGCGGUUCUGCUGCCUCCGGAAGCACAUGCACCCGCAGACACACCUGCCACCCGCAUGGCCACCCUGUGACCCGAUGGGCACCCCUGGAGACAGCGACAGCCCGGCACACAGCACUGUGACCUCUUACAGCUCUGUCCAGUACCCACUGGGCGCGCUUCUGCCCCUGUCUUUUGGGGAGCUGGAUCUUGACACCAUAGCUCCUCCUGCCUACAGCCUGUGUGUCCCUGAGCUGCCACCCUCUUAUGACGAGGCCAUCAAGACAAAAGCCAGAGAGGGAAACCUGGCUUCUGCCCAGAAACCAGGGCCUCUCCCUGGGGCCUCGAGUCUAGAAACCACUCCACAGCCCCAGGGGCCAGGGCCCAAUGUCCAGCAGCCCUCGUUGUAGCCCCUGGGCUCCUUGCAGGGGCUGGGAGAGCUCUUCUGAAGCCGUCAGACCAGCGGUGCCUGGGCCAAGGACCCGCCCACCCCACAUCCUUUCCUUGGGAAGGCCAGCCAUCCAGUACAGCACAUUGCUGCAGCCCGGGCCCCGUUGCUAUGCAAUUCCAGCCAGUCCACCUGGCCCAACUUGGGGGCCCUCUGCCUGGAGUAGGCCCACAGGCCUGGGCCUUGGGAGUUCUGGGCUUGAGAUGUUCUCAGUUUUUUGGAGAGAGAAUAAA